AUGUUAGGCUUGGGAGUGCGUCGACUGAAAUCUCGCCCCUCCUUGCUGGAUCUGAUCGCCGGACAGGGUGUUGAGCAAGAGCAGCAGCAGCAGCAGCGAGAGAGAGAGGCAGACGGAUCGAGGUCGUCAUCACCGCCCGACCGCCCCGUGCCACCGCCCGUUUCGUCCACCUUCCCCAGCAGCACUCACAGCUCCGACGACUCCUCUCCCUCCACCUCCCUUCCCACUGUCCCCAUCCACCUUCCUGUUUCACACACCAUGGCCUCAUCCAAGAGAGCCGCUGACACCGACGACGCUGCCCAUGGCGCCGUCUUCUCCGUCUCUGGUCCCGUCGUCGUGGCCGAGAACAUGAUCGGUUGUGCUAUGUACGAGUUGUGUCGAGUUGGGUAUGACAAGCUUGUCGGUGAAGUCAUCCGUAUCGAUGCCGAUAAGGCCACUAUCCAGGUUUACGAAGAAACGGAUGGUGUAACGGUCGGCGAUCCCGUCACGAGGACGGGUAAACCCCUUUCGGUCGAGCUCGGUCCCGGUUUGAUGGAAACAAUCUACGACGGUAUCCAGCGACCCCUGAAGGCCAUCUCCGACCAAUCCAAAGGUAUCUACAUCCCCCGUGGAAUCACGGUGAAUGCGCUGGAUCGCGAGAAGAAGUGGGAUUUCACGCCGGGUCAGUACAAGGUGGGCGACCACAUCACGGGUGGUGAUAUCUGGGGUACCGUGUUCGAGAACAGCUUGCUCAACGAACACAAAAUCCUCCUCCCGCCCCGUGCGCGCGGUACCAUCACUCGGAUCGCCGAGGCCGGAAGCUACACCGUCGAGGAGAAGCUGUUGGAGAUCGAGUUCGAUGGCAAGAAGUCCGAGCAUGGAAUGAUGCAGACCUGGCCCGUCCGUGUGCCGCGCCCGGUGAACGACAAGCUGUCCUCCGACGCUCCCUUCAUCGUCGGCCAGCGUGUGCUGGACUCUCUCUUCCCCAGUGUGCAGGGUGGUACCGUCUGUAUCCCCGGUGCGUUCGGAUGCGGUAAGACCGUCAUCUCGCAGAGUGUGUCCAAAUUCUCCAACAGUGAUAUCAUUGUCUACGUCGGAUGUGGUGAGCGUGGUAACGAGAUGGCCGAAGUGUUGAUGGAUUUCCCGGAGCUUUCCAUCGAUAUCAACGGUCGCAAAGAGCCUAUCAUGAAGCGUACCUGCCUGAUCGCCAACACCUCCAACAUGCCCGUCGCCGCUCGUGAAGCCUCCAUCUACACCGGUAUCACCAUCGCCGAAUACUUCCGUGACCAGGGCAAGAACGUGGCCAUGAUGGCGGAUUCCAGUUCUCGCUGGGCCGAGGCCUUGCGUGAGAUUUCAGGUCGUCUGGGAGAGAUGCCUGCUGACCAAGGUUUCCCCGCCUACCUAGGUGCCAAGCUGGCCUCUUUCUACGAACGUGCCGGAAAGAGUUUGGCUCUGGGAAGCCCCGAGAGAAACGGCAGUGUCAGUAUUGUUGCCGCCGUCAGUCCCCCGGGUGGUGAUUUCUCCGAUCCCGUCACUACUAGUACGCUGGGUAUCGUACAGGUCUUCUGGGGUCUGGACAAGAAGCUGGCCCAGCGGAAGCACUUCCCGUCGAUCAACACCUCCAUGUCUUACAGUAAAUACACCACCGUCUUGGACAAGUACUACGACAAGCACCACCCCGACUUCCCGCGUCUGCGUGAGAGCAUCCGAGAGCUCCUGACCAAAUCCGAGGACCUGGACCAGGUCGUGCAGCUGGUCGGAAAGGCGGCCCUGGGUGAUUCGGACAAGAUCACCCUCGACGUAGCCGCCAUGGUGAAGGACGACUUCCUGCAGCAGAACGGCUACAGUGACUACGACCAGUUCUGUCCUCUGUGGAAGACGGAGUACAUGAUGAAGGCGUUUAUGGGCUACCACGACGAAGCCCAGAAGGCCAUCGCGCAGGGCCAGAACUGGUCCAAGGUGCGCGACGCCACUUCCGACAUCCAGACUUCCCUGCGCAGCAUGAAGUUCGAAGUGCCGGAUGACGAGUCGGCCAUCACGGAGAAGUACGAGAAAGUCCUGCAGAACAUGUCGGAGCGCUUUGCCUCGGUAUCGGAUGACAUAAAUGUGAACGAUCCUAGCUUGAUCUCGCUGGUCAAUAAGCUGCAGGAUGUCUUUACGACAGUCGGGGUUCACAACCCCAUCGAUCUGCCUCAAAUUGCCGUCGUUGGUUCGCAGUCUAGCGGUAAGAGUUCGGUUUUGGAAAACAUAGUCGGUCGCGAUUUCCUCCCCCGUGGAUCCGGCAUUGUCACUCGACGACCCCUUAUCCUGCAGUUGAUCAACCGACCCCCGCGGAGUGCGCAAGCGAACGGUGCUCAGGAGGAGAAGCUGGAAACAACGGAUAAGGAGGCCAACCUGGACGAGUACGGCGAGUUUCUCCACAUCCCCGGUCAGAAGUUCUACGAUUUCAACAAGAUUCGCGAGGAGAUUGUGCGCGAGACGGAGCAGAAGGUCGGCCGCAAUGCCGGAAUCUCGCCCGCCCCCAUCAAUCUGCGCAUCUACUCGCCCAACGUCCUGACCCUCACCCUGGUCGAUCUGCCCGGUCUGACCAAGGUGCCGGUGGGCGAUCAACCCAAGGAUAUCGAGAAGCAAAUCCGCGACAUGGUCUUGAAGUACAUCAGCAAGCCCAAUGCGAUCAUCCUGGCCGUCACCUCGGCCAACCAGGAUCUGGCCAACUCCGACGGCUUGAAGUUGGCACGUGAGGUCGAUCCGGAGGGUCAGCGCACCAUCGGUGUGUUGACCAAGGUCGAUCUGAUGGACGAGGGAACCGAUGUGGUGGAUAUUCUUGCGGGCAGGAUUAUCCCUCUGCGCCUGGGAUACGUGCCGGUGGUCAACCGUGGUCAGCGGGACAUUGAGAACAAACGACCCAUCGCCUACGCCCUGGAGCAUGAGAAGAAUUUCUUCGAGGGACAUAAAGCGUAUCGGAAUAAGUCGUCCUACUGCGGAACGCCGUAUCUGGCCCGGAAGCUGAAUUUGAUCCUGAUGAUGCACAUCAAACAAACCUUGCCCGACAUCAAGGCCCGCAUUUCGUCCUCCCUCCAAAAAUACACCUCGGAAUUGUCGCAGCUGGGUGACUCGUUGCUUGGUAACAGCGCAAACAUCGUUUUGAACAUCAUCACGGAGUUCAGCAACGAAUACCGCACUGUCUUGGAGGGUAACAACCAGGAGCUUUCGAGUAUGGAGCUGUCGGGUGGUGCCCGUAUUAGCUUUGUUUUCCACGAACUGUACUCCAACGGUAUCAAGGCGGUCGAUCCUUUCGACAAUGUCAAGGAUAUUGACAUCCGUACCAUCCUGUACAACUCCUCCGGUUCUUCGCCCGCGCUGUUCGUCGGUACCACCGCUUUCGAGUUGAUCGUCAAGCAGCAGAUCCGGCGACUGGAGGAUCCUAGCUUGAAAUGUAUCUCGCUGGUCUACGACGAGCUUGUGCGCAUUUUGGGCCAGCUUCUGAACAAGCAGCUGUUCCGCAGAUACCCUAUGCUAAAGGAGAAGUUCCAUGCGGUUGUUAUCAGUUUCUUCAAGAAAUGUAUGGAUCCGACGAACAAGAUUGUGCAUGACUUGAUUUCGAUGGAGGCCUGCUACGUCAACACUGGUCACCCCGAUUUCCUCAACGGUCAACGUGCUAUGACUAUUGUCAAUGAACGCCAGCAAGCCAGCAAGCCUACCCAGGUCGACCCGAAGACCGGCAAACCGCUUCCUCCUCGCGCCGGCAGCCCGUCGGUGGACCUUACCCAGGACGCCGGCAGCGGCUCUGGCUUCUUCGGUAGUUUCUGGGCUUCGAAGAACAAGAAGAAGAUGGCUGCUAUGGAGCCUCCCCCACCCGUUUUGAAGGCGUCGGCCUCGCUGUCUGAGCGUGAGAGCACGGAGGUUGAGGUGAUCAAGCUGCUUAUUACGUCCUACUUCAACAUCGUCAAGCGGACUAUGAUUGACAUGGUUCCUAAGGCCAUCAUGUAUACCCUUGUGCAAUUCUCUAAGGAUGCGAUGCAAGGCGAACUUCUCGAGAACAUGUACCGCAACAGCGAACUGGAUGACCUGCUGAAGGAAAGCGACUACACUAUCCGCCGACGAAAGGAGUGCCAGCAAAUGGUGGAAAGUCUGGCUCGUGCCAGUGAAAUCGUCAGCCAAGUGCAAUAG
Aspergillus affinis is the source of this 4149-nucleotide messenger RNA. RefSeq names its product vacuolar ATP synthase catalytic subunit A. Gene Ontology annotation, cellular component: proton-transporting V-type ATPase, V1 domain; fungal-type vacuole membrane. The record is from RefSeq and is a predicted model, not a curated record. Gene Ontology annotation, molecular function: GTP binding; proton-transporting ATPase activity, rotational mechanism; ATP binding. Gene Ontology annotation, biological process: ATP metabolic process; proton transmembrane transport. Lineage: Eukaryota; Fungi; Ascomycota; Eurotiomycetes; Eurotiales; Aspergillaceae. The transcript has 12 exons. The coding region runs from base 1 to 4149 and encodes 1382 amino acids.